CUGCGCGGCACUUUGAUGGCUUCUUUGCGGCGCGUCAAGGUGCUGCUGGCGCUCAACGUGCUGGCGGCCGCCGGCUUCGUGCUCUUCCUCGCCAAGUGCCGGCCCGUGGCCCCGCGCGGCGCCGAGGCCGCCCGCGAUGCGCGCCCGCGCGCCGCGCCGGCCAACGCGAGCGCCCGCGCCGCCCACGGCUCCGUCCAGGACGCGGUGCUGAAGCGGCUCUCGCUCCUCGAGGACAUCGUGUACCGGCAGCUCAACGGUUUGUCUAAGUCGCUUGGUCUCAUUGAGGGCUAUGGUGGACGUGGCAAAGGAGGCCUUCCAGCCACCCUGUCCCCUGAUGAGGAAGAAAGAGCUAAGGGACCGCAUGAGAAAUAUGGCUACAAUUCCUACCUCAGUGAGAAAAUAUCACUGGAUCGUUCCAUCCCAGAUUAUCGUCCAACCAAGUGCAAAGAGCUGAAGUAUGCCAAGGACCUCCCCCAGAUCUCCAUCAUCUUCAUCUUUGUGAAUGAGGCGCUGUCGGUUAUCCUGCGAUCGGUGCACAGCGCUGUGAAUCACACACCCGCUCACCUCCUGAAGGAGAUCAUCCUUGUGGAUGACAACAGCGAUGAAGAUGAGCUGAAGGCGCCCUUGGAAGAAUAUGUGAAUAAACGGUACCCGGGACUGGUGAAGGUGGUACGCAACCAGAAGAGGGAAGGCCUCAUCCGAGCUCGUAUCGAAGGCUGGAAAGCUGCCACUGGCCAGAUCACUGGAUUCUUUGAUGCCCAUGUGGAGUUCACUGCUGGCUGGGCUGAGCCGGUGCUCUCGCGCAUUCAGGAGAACCGCCGCAGGGUCAUUCUCCCCUCCAUAGACAACAUCAAGCAGGACAACUUCGAGGUGCAGCGCUACGAGAACUCGGCCCACGGGUACAGCUGGGAGCUGUGGUGCAUGUACAUCAGCCCGCCCAAGGACUGGUGGGACGCCGGCGACCCCUCGCUGCCCAUCAGGACGCCAGCGAUGAUCGGCUGCUCGUUUGUGGUGCACAGGAAGUUCUUUGGAGAGAUUGGACUUCUUGAUCCGGGGAUGGACGUGUACGGAGGAGAGAACAUAGAGCUGGGUAUCAAGGUGUGGCUGUGCGGGGGCAGCAUGGAGGUGCUGCCCUGUUCCAGGGUGGCUCACAUCGAGCGCAAGAAGAAGCCCUACAACAACAACAUCGGUUUCUACACCAAGCGCAACGCCCUGCGAGUUGCUGAGGUCUGGAUGGACGAUUACAAAUCGCACGUCUACAUCGCGUGGAACCUGCCGCUGGAGAAUCCAGGUAUUGACAUUGGGGAUGUCUCUGAGAGAAAAGCAUUAAGGAAGAGCUUAAAGUGCAAAAACUUCCAGUGGUAUCUGGACCAUGUUUAUCCAGAAAUGAGGAGAUACAACAACACCAUUGCUUACGGCGAGCUUCGAAACAACAAGGCAAAAGAUGUGUGUCUUGACCAGGGCCCCCAGGAGAACCACACCGCGAUACUGUAUCCAUGCCAUGGCUGGGGACCUCAGCUUGCACGUUACACCAAGGAGGGGUUCCUUCAUCUUGGUGCCCUCGGGACCACAACUCUUCUACCCGAUACCCGCUGCCUGGUGGAUAAUGUGAAAAGUCGUUUCCCUCAGCUCCUCGAUUGCGAAAAGGUCAAGAGCAGUCUCCAUAAGCGCUGGAAUUUCAUACAGAAUGGUGCCAUCUUGAACAAGGGAACGGGACGCUGCUUGGAAGUGGAGAACAGAGGAAUGGCCGGCAUCGAUCUCAUUCUUCGUAGCUGCACGGGACAAAGAUGGACCAUUAAAAAUUUCAUCAAGUAAAGGGAGGAAGUUUCUCUUUGAAACACAGCUGACUUGGACUGCUGAGAAUGGACUCCUCUGGAAARGAAGAAGUAUCAAAACAGAGCUUUAUUCAUGUUAUUAGGAGAGGACAUGGGGAAAAUGGGCAUUUGUGUCUUUUUAUUUUUAUUGUAUAUUAGUCUCCCACAGCUGAUUCCAACUGAGUGAAAUUGGGUCAGAACUGCUAUUUUCUUCUAGCAAGCACUCUAAAAGGUAUCAGUUAUUUCCACUGGAAUGACUGUAAUAAGCUCGGGCAGUCUUGUGAUCAUUUUACUGACAGGGAACGCUCACAUUCCCAGAGGACUUGGAGCUCUUACARAGGGCCAGGUAGGUUUACACCAUGGUCACAGUAGGAGACCUUGGACCUACCUGCCUGGCAAGUGAGAACACGUGUGGGCUUGUGCAAGGAAAGGUCACCCAGCUCCAACGUGAGCCUGCAUUCAAAUGACUUGGUGUUCUGCUAGUCCUCUCUUUCUGUCCUCUUUGUUACUGCUGCUACCACCAGCCCCUUCCUUGAUUUUUGGAGUUGCCUCUUCUAACUCAAAGCCCUCAAAGAUCCCUCUGUAGCUCCCAUGGGGUUUGUUUGUUUGUUUGUUUGUUUCCCCACCCUUAGUCCUGGACAUCAUUACACAAAAUCAUACAGAAUUAAAAUACUGAUCUCGUUUUGCCUCCUUCCCGACACACACUUGCUGCUGUUGACCAAGCCAGCCCCAUGAAGUGUGGGUCCUGCUCCCCCAUGGACUGUCCUGAAAAGGUCCCCCUUGCUGAAGACCUUGGAUGUUGUCACGUAGGCUGUUGCCCUCUGGCUCAGGCUGUGGCCCGCUGCCCGUUUUGGGAUUGGUCCACUAGCCUGGAGUCUAGGAGGUCUAGCACGAUGUUUCCUGCCCAUUGGUGACCCAACAGUUGGUCACUUGUUCCUCUGGGAGCCAGGUGAGCUGCAGAACUGCCUUGCUCUCCCAGCUGAGCAGCUGGUCUAGGAAUGGCCUUUUAGUGACCCAUCUUUAUGGUUUUGUUUUUUUUUCCUAAAACUGAGGAUGGAUGUACUAGCAUGGAACAUCCUGAGGAGAGGUAACACGAAAGGCUCAGGCUUCCCUCCUAUGGAGGCUGUAGGAUUUGUUUUCAAAGAAUCAUCGCUCUAAAUGAAGACAUUCGUAGUAAUAGUAAUAGUCUCCUUGCUUUUGUGGUGAUGUAAUUCUCCUCCUGAGAGACCUGUCCUGCCGGUCAGCCAAGGCCCAUGCCAAAAAAAGGUUUAUUUCUGCAGUCUUUCUGAGGGAUGGGGAAAUAAAGGAAGGGAGAUGAAGAGACUAACAGACCAGUUUGGCAGAAAUUCUUGRCCUUGCAGUUGCUUGAGGUUUAACUCUCCAUCAACGUGGUGGUGGUGGUGGUCUCACCUGCUUUUUCUGGUCCACAGGAAUCUACCCAGCCACCAUGGGAGACCAUUGGCUGACUGAGAAUGGGAAACAUGGUCGUGCACCUUGUUGUUUUACGUGGAUGCUAGACUAGUCCACAGCAGGCUUCAUUCUUUGGAGGGGAGAAGCUAGCCCAUCUCCUGUCCUUCUCAUGGAAUAAUACUUUUUCUGGUUGCCCUCUGGCUAGGGUGCACUAAAAUAUGUUAAUAUAUGAGAGGUAUGUGUAAAUAUGAUUCCCAAAGAGGGGAUGUGCAGAGUUGUUUGCUGCAGAGCACUCAUGCCUGUCUUCCAUUUGCAUCAGGAUGAAGCUACCUUGAUGUUUAAUAAGUUUAAUUUUCAAUGCCAUGCAGCAGAUUUAUAACUGAUGUUUUAGUAAUUUAUUGAACAGAAGCAGAUAUAUUUCAUUGUUCCUUCUACAGCAAUGAGCAUCUGAGCAUCACGCAGGACCGAUCGUUCACUUCUGCUUGACAAGACUUCCUCAUCCAUCGGAGUGGUUUCUGAUUUUAUUUUUUCCUUGCCUUCCUUAAUGAAGUAAAACUUAGUUGUCCUGGAUUGCAAAGUAGGGAGUCAAUGUGAAAUUUCGCUCUCUUACUCGCUGUUGCAUCAUCUCUUGUGUAAUAAAUUU
This is a messenger RNA of Nothoprocta perdicaria, 3867 nucleotides long. RefSeq names its product polypeptide N-acetylgalactosaminyltransferase 17 (gene GALNT17). Bases 16 to 1815 code for a protein of 599 amino acids. Gene Ontology annotation, cellular component: Golgi apparatus. The record is from RefSeq and is a predicted model, not a curated record. NCBI's taxonomy places the organism in Eukaryota, Metazoa, Chordata, Aves, Tinamiformes, Tinamidae. The transcript is spliced from 11 exons.